Doryrhamphus excisus (bluestripe pipefish) is the source of this 4468-nucleotide messenger RNA. It is a transcript of the gene gpr39, whose product is annotated as G protein-coupled receptor 39. NCBI's taxonomy places the organism in Eukaryota, Metazoa, Chordata, Actinopteri, Syngnathiformes, Syngnathidae. Gene Ontology annotation, cellular component: membrane. Gene Ontology annotation, biological process: G protein-coupled receptor signaling pathway. The record is from RefSeq and is a predicted model, not a curated record. Gene Ontology annotation, molecular function: G protein-coupled receptor activity.
GCCACUGUGUAUCUGAUGCUGUGAAAGGGUUGUGGGCAUCACUUUAAGCAGCGCCCCAUUGUGUAUAUAUGCAUAGGUGGCAUCAAACAGAACUACAUGUUUGCUCACGGUGCGACAAAACAAAGACAGAAUACAUCCGCGGCAAGUUAACUUCUCUGAUGACACAUUUUGCAGUCAGGACAAAACACGGCCAAAUGUUGGGGAGAAAGAGGACCACAGGAUACCCAGCAUGCCAUGUGGACGGUACUACAUGGGUGUUAGUUUGAGUAUUUAUUUGCAUGGUCGCAUGGUGCAGUAGAUACAUGAGGUUCCUUUGUUGGCGUGUGGUGUUUUUGCUACAGAUUGCAUCUGACUAUUUUAGCACUGCGAGUCGCCAUGUUUAAUGUUUAACUGGCCCGCCUCUGUGGAAGGAAGAAGGACGUCUGUCUCGGAUUUGGCCAGGACACAUGAGGACAACUUGGCAUAUAAGACGUGUGAGACUUGACAAGACGUCAGAAGAAGUGCGUGUUCUCAUCAUGGAGGAAUUUCCACCUUUGGGCCCUGGGUGUAAUCGCAGUGACCUGGCCCAGCCGCUGAUAAGCCAAGAGAGGAAAUCAAUACGGGGAAAAUCCAGGCUCACCGCUCAGCCGCUAUGAAAGACGACAUGGAGGUCGGGGAUGAGAAGGACUGGACGCAGCUGGAACCUAACGACUCGAUCAAAAUCGUCUUGACUGUUUUGUACAGUCUCAUCCUGGUGACGGGAAUCCUGGGUAAUUCUGUAACGAUCAGAGUAGUGCGAGUGCUGAAGCAAAACGGGUACCUGCAGAAGAGGGUGACGGCGCACAUGGUGAGCCUGGCGUGCUCCGACUUGUUGGUUCUCGUCAUCGGGAUGCCGGUGGAGCUCUACAGCGCCAUAUGGUUCCCCUUCACGUCAGCAUCAGGCAACGCCGCGUGUAAGAUCUAUAACUUUAUAUUUGAGGCGUGCAGCUACGCCACCAUCUUGAAUGUGGCGACUCUCAGUUUCGAGCGCUACGUUGCCAUCUGCCACCCGUUUGGUUUCAAAGCCCUGGGUUGGGCACGCACAUCGGCUCUCAUCGCCUUUGUUUGGCUGGCGUCCGUGCUCGUGGCGCUGCCGUUGCUGGUUGCUACGGGAACACAAGGCCACAUUCCUUCUUGGGCGGAUACGCCCGUUCAGAACCUGACCUUCUGCACAAACCUGAGGGAGCGCUGGGUCAUGUACCGUACCAGCAUCUUUGUGGCUUUUGUCGUGUACGUCGUGGUUUUGGCCUCCGUGUCCUUCAUGUGUCGCGCCAUGAUCCUGGUUCUGCGGAGACCUGUGGGUUGUCUACACGGUGGCGUCAGCGGAACCCAAACAGCAUCCAAGCACGAACAUUCAAGGUUCAAGAUGGCCAGAAAGCAGAGCAUCAUAUUUCUUGGCCUGAUUGUGGGGUCCUUGAUGGUGUGCUGGUUUCCCAAUCAGAUCCGUCGUCUCAUGAUGGCCGCUGUGCCCAAAUCCCGCUGGACUACAGCCUACUUUUGGAGCUACGUCACCCUCCAUCCGGUGGCCGACACCUUCUUUUAUCUCAGCUCAGUCCUCAACCCGUUCCUCUACAACGUGUCUUCCAAGCAGUUCAGGGAGGUCUUUGUUCAGGUGCUGCGGUGUCGCCUCACGAUAGAACACGUCAACAAACGAACCAUGCGGAACACCCGCGUCCCAUCUGCGCCUUCCCAGAAGCCUCUGCUGUUGAAGUCCUUGCGUGGCAGCAGGAAGCCAAAAGAGACAUACCAGGACCAAAGUGACUCAGGAGCACAUUUAGAUGUUCCAUCAUCCCCAAAAGAGUUAGCCCAGGCUCUCACAACAAAGACAAAUGUGCCGUCCGGAAUGGAAUAAAGUAUUCCCUUUUAUACUUCUAUGGAGCGGUAAAAGAAGUAAGGGAUCCACAGUCGGAGUCACACCAACUACCCUCAUAUGUCCUCCUUCACUACAUCCAUAAACCUCCUCUUUGGUCUUCCUCUACGCCUCCUUCCUGGCAGCAUCCUUUUACCAAUAUAUUCACUAUGUCUCCUCUGGACAUGUCCCAGCCAUCUCAGUCUGGCCUCUCUGACUGUAUCUCCAAGGCCUCUAACAUGUAAUGUCCCUCUGAUGUACUCGUUCCUGAUCCUAUCCAUCCUGGUCACUCCCAAUGAGAACCUCAGCAUCCUCAUCUCUGCUACCUCCAGUUCUGCUUCCUGUCUUUUCCUCAGUGGCACUGUCACUGACCAAACAACAUGGCUGGUCUCACCGCAGUUUUGUAUACCUUUCUGGUACCUUUCAUUUAGUGGUGAUAGCAUAGAGUUAACUACUGCAGACACCAUGUCUUUCUUUUGCACAUGAAUAAAAAGAUGUAUUUAUUGACCAAGGACAUGUGCUAGCAAUAUGACAACACGGUGACGGCGUGGAAGUCAGGCAUGUCCAACUAACAUGUCCAACAGUACAUCAACAGUGUCUCUGCAUGUGUCUUUUCAAAGAGGAAUUCCAAGAAAAUGUGUCGCCACAAUUUGAGCAACUAAACGGUUUUUCUCCUGUGUGUGUCCUCAUGUGCGCUUGCAUGUGUGUCUUUCGAGUGAAGUGUUGACCACAGUCUGGGCAAUGAAAAGGUCUUUCUCCUGUGUGUAUUCUCUUGUGCGAUUGCAUGGUUGUCCUGUGAAUGAAACGUUUACCGCAGUCGAGGCAAUGAAAUGGUGGCGGGAAUAACACUAAAAGGACUACUGAACGUCAGGGUUGAGACCAUUAGUGAGGGUGUAGGGGGAGGGAGUGUGGAAGUAGUGAGACUGUGACCGCAGCUAAACUGAAGGGGGGCGUUAAUGCACCAAAGUAAUGGAUGCCAACCGCCAUAAAACCGUGGAAGAAGAAGAAGAAGAAGAAGAAGAAGACAUCUCCUGGAAACCGGUACUCGGAAAAGCCGUGCACACACAGAGAACGUCGAGUCUGUACAUGUGUCAAUCACUGACAGCAAAACAACAUCAGCAAAAACAACAGUGCUCAUUGUCUUGAAGAUACACACAGGGAUGCCGCGGCUGAAAUGAGGCAACCCUCAAGGACCACCACUCGGUAUCUGCCAAGAGGCCCUUGUAAAGACAUCCAGCAGUUGAUUGGUCGUCAUGAAGACUGUCCCCCUCAGCCACAUGGUGGGAGCUCCACUUUGGAGCAAACAACACUAAAGCCUUUUAAAGAGGAAGAGGAAGAGCCACAAUCUCCCUAUGUUAAAGCAGAAGAAGAGGAGCCACAUCCCGUCCACCUUAAAGAGGGAGAGGCCCAGCCUCUCUAUGUUAAAGAAGAAGAGGAAGAACUGUCCAUCACUCGGGAGGGAGAGCAUCUUCUAGGGCCAGAGGAGGCCGAGAGGGACGACAACCAAGAAUCGCCGAGCAGUGGCACAGACUGCGAUAAGACGACUCACACCGGCAUCAAACACUCUGAAAGCUCUGAAAAGACGACGAGUAAACCAUUUAAGUGCUCAGUUUGUGAGAAAAGAUUUUCUUGUAAGGGUAAUUUGACUCAACACAUGAGAACGCACACUGGAGAAAAACCUUUUCGUUGCUCAGACUGUGGUAAACGCUUCACUCAAAAGAUACACAUGCAGUCACACAUGAUAACGCACACAGGAGAAAAACCUUUUCAUUGCCUCGACUGCGGUAAACGUUUCAUUCACAGGACAACCAUGCAAUCGCACAAGAGAAUACACACUGGGGAAAGACCUUUUCAUUGCCCGGACUGCGGUCAACACUUCACUCGAAAGACACACAUGCAAGCGCACAUGAGGACACACACAGGAGAAAAACCGUUCAGUUGCUCAUACUGUGGCAAACACUUCAAUCGAAAGACAAACAUGAAGUCGCACAUGAGAAUGCACACAGGAGAAAAACCGUUUAGUUGCUCAAAUUGUGGUGAAACAUUUUCUUGGAAUUCCUCUUUGAAAAGACACAUGCAGAGACACUGUUGAUGUACUGUUGGACAUGUUAGUUGGACAUGCCUGACUUCCAUGCCGUUACCGUGUUGUCAUAUUGCUAGCACGUAUCCUUGGUCAAUAAAUACAUCUUUUUAUUCAUGUGCAAAAGAAAGACAUGGUGUCUGCAGUAGUUGAUGGUGUUUUAGUCGACUGUAUGCUAUCAUCACUAAAUGCUGUAACUGAUGGUCACUUCCUGUCCCAUUACUACCAUAGUAUUUUUAUUUUAUAGUUACUUUUUUCACUGUUGAUUUGAUUUUGCUCAAACAAUCAUAUGCAGUAAAACAGGAAUCAUAUUAUUGUGUUGAUAUGAUUGACAUAUUGAUGAAAUGUUCACAAAUAAGUAUGUUGAUGAAAAUACUUUUUGUUUUCCAAAAUAUUUUGUCAGGUAUUUAAUCCUGAUUAUACGCACGGUGCAUAUUGUUUGUAGAGAUUGUAUAUUACUACUGGAUGCAUUCUGUUUUUCCGGACAUUGAAUGCAGCACCUAAUAAAGUUUUACCAUGUA